This is a messenger RNA of Mesorhabditis belari, 2424 nucleotides long. The record is from the annotation of a GenBank genome assembly. NCBI's taxonomy places the organism in Eukaryota, Metazoa, Nematoda, Chromadorea, Rhabditida, Rhabditidae.
AUGGAGGAGGUGGCGGUUCGUAUUCGGAUCGAGGCGGACGUGGUGGCGGCGGGGGAUACCGAAACGAUAGCGGGUCGAAUCGAGAUGGAGACGGUGGACGCGGGGGAUACGGAGGCCGAGGAGGAUAUGGUGGCGGUCGAGGGGGCUACGAAGGACGAAGAGGAGAACCAAGUGGAGAACUACAGAGAUGUCGCCGCUUUCUUGGAUGUUCUGACUUCCGCAGUGAUUCUUCGCAAUAACGACUUCCACUACAUCAAGGGUGCCUACUUUCACAAGUCUUCUCGCGAAAACAUGGAAACUGACAUCGGACAAGGAAUCGUGGUGCGCAAAGGAUUUGAGAAGAGUGUCAAGCUUGUGUCGGCCAAAUCAGGAAACCCACAAUACUCGCUGAACUUGGCGGUGAAGACAAAGCCUUUCUACAAGCCAGGAAACUUCCACGAGUUCUUGAUGAUGCGCUCCGGAGCCAGAAACGACCACGAUCUUGCACAGAUGCUCAAGAAGGAAAGCGCCAUAAGGGAUUUAGCAAAAAAUGUGAUUGUGACGACAACACAUCUCGACGCUAAUUUCGACUUUGGGGUUCAUCACGUGCACAAGGAGUCUGCAAAAGAAUGUAUCAUCCCCGGACUCGAUCAAAGCGUUGCCAUGUACUACCAAGAACGCUACAAGUUGACUUUGAGGGCUCCAAGUUUGCCACUUGCCACUGAGAACAAGAAAGGCCAGAGCUCGUACUAUCCACUCGAGCUGCUCGAGGUGAGUCCGAUUCAAAGUGUUCCAGUGGGAAAGCUGAAGGACCAACAGGCCAAAGUCGUCGAGAUGACCCGUCUCAAGCCAGAUGAGCACCAGAGAGAUAUGGAGCAACUUAUUCCACAAAUGGGCCUCGGACAGGGCAAUCUGUAUCUUCAACAAUUUGGUGUCACCGUUGAGCAGAGGCCCGUGGAAGUGGACGCAGUUCAAGUGAUCCGCCCCGCUUUGGUGUUUGGCUCGAAGACUUUUGGACCCGAUCAGGACCAGAGCCCCAAUGAGCUGAAUUGGAAUGGCACUUUCCGCGAGCGCUUCUACAAGCCAGCAAAGAUUGGAAAGACUGCCGUGGUGAUUUAUCGCCAAGCUGUUCGCCAUCCCGACCAACUCAAUGGUCCGCUUCAAAUGCUUGCUGAUGCAGCUCGCAAUCAUGGUCUAGAUGGCACUGAAAAUCUGACGAGGGGUGAAGUUUGCCAUUGGAAUUCGAUGAGCGACGACGAAGCAGCAAGGGCGAUGGGGGAGCUGAAGGCGCGCGGAUUCAAAUUCGUGAUCUUUGUUGGGGCCGUGAAGAACACCGACACGGAGGGACACAGGAUGAUCAAAUACGCGGAACAGAAGGCUGGCGUCGUCACUCAACAUCUCGCUUGUCCCACGCUUGGAAUCAACUCACGACCGAUGGGUUCGCAAUCAGUGCAGAACAUUCUGCUGAAAAUGAAUCAAAAGCUUGGCGGCAUCAACUACUCGAUCGCGAUCACGCCCAAUAUGCUUCAAAGCGCGCAUAAUUCUGCCGAGAUGAACACCGAGUUCUUCGGAAAGUCUGUGAUGUAUGUCGGAUUGAGCGUUUCGCAUGAUGGACCGCAAUCUAUCUUCGACCAACAAGCUGGCACUGAAAUGAAGACUCCAUCAACUGUUGGAAUGUGCUACAGCACUGAGACGCCAACGGCUUUCCGAGGAAAAUAUUGGUGGCAGCCGGCACGUCAAGUGCUGAUUAGCUCGUUGAAGGAAAAUUUCAUCUCGGCUUUGGAGAACUUCAAGAAAGAGGUCGGCGAGCACCCGAAGAAGAUCAUCAUUUUCCGCGGUGGACUCAGUGAAGGCGAGAUGUACAAGAAUGCCCAGGACGAAAUCGACGGUAAAGACGGAAUCAAGGCGGCAACCAAGGCACUUGGAAUUGACCCGCAGAUCUAUGUCGUUCUCACCAUCGUCCACAGCUCAAUGCGUCUUUUGCGCACUGAUGCAGCGCCUGGUGGACGACCAGUGGACUCGAACUUGCCUGCCGGUACAACCAUUACACAAGGAAUUGUCGAUGCUCGUCCUGGAGUCGUUGAUGCUUUCAUCGUUUCGCAGAAGGGUCAAAUUGGAACUUCUCGUCCAACUCGUCUUUUCUUGGCUUAUCAGACUGAGACGGCGCCUCUUUGGACCAGUGAUCACCUUUCGUGGAUCGGAAAUGCAAUGUCCUAUGCUCAUGGUGUCUCGAUGUGCCCAACUGGAAUACCUGCCCAUCUCUAUGCGGCAAUGAACCUUUCCAAGCGUGGAGGAGAUGUACUUCGCAGCGGUGGAGUUCCGGAUAACGUGUCGAUGACUAGCAGCGGAUCGAACCGUCAGGCCGAUGAGGAACAGUCGCGAGUGUACUACGACCGCUUGUGCAAAGAACUCGUCGUCGUCUUGGACAACGCUCAAUUCUGGGCC